Molecule: messenger RNA, 6484 nt
Organism: Trichomycterus rosablanca
Lineage: Eukaryota; Metazoa; Chordata; Actinopteri; Siluriformes; Trichomycteridae
Product: zinc finger protein 609-like
Exons: 9
Coding region: 210-4313 (1367 amino acids)
Biological process (GO): regulation of transcription by RNA polymerase II
Cellular component (GO): nucleus
Source: RefSeq, a predicted model, not a curated record
GGGAUUUUUUUCUAACUCAACGUUUCCUACUUUCAUCUAUGGAAUGUAUAUAAAUGUUUUGAGGAUAGCAGUUCACCGGCGGGGGCAAGAUGUGGGUGUUUGGGAAAUUGGUACCAAUACGUUGAGGCUCCUGUUUCCCCUUCUCCCCACCCCCUGGAGGUCUGAGCGAUCAGACAUUACAGUGACAGACUCGGGGAGCUGGCACUAAAAUGUCCCUAAGUGGUGGCACUGCAGGCGGGAAAGGUUUGGACUCGAAUGCGGUGGACCCUUACGACAGCGGUGAUGAGUGGGACAUCGGUGUCGGCAAUCUGAUCAUCGACCUCGAAGCGGACUUAGAGAAGGACAAGCUUGAGAUGUCUGGCUCAAAAGAGGCAGGGGGGAUGGCAGCACCGCCAAGCGCCGUCACGGCUUUGCCCAACAAUAUCAAGUUCGUCAGCCCCGUUGGUGCCCCUCAGGGCAAAGAGAGUAAAUCCAAAUCGAAGCGCAGCAAGAAUUCCAAGGACAAUAGUACCAAGUCUCCGGCAGGGGACGCCGUGAAAAAAGAGCAUCAGGGACGGACCCAAGGGGAAGUCACUGGCACGACAGGUAGUUCGGUAGCCACUGGCAAUUCCACAACUGGCAAAGGCAACGAGAAGGGUGGAAAAACUUCCCGCAGCGUACCGAAUAGCAAAAAGGACAAGGAGGUAUCGAGCGGGAAAAACAAAAAGGAGAAAAAUGAUGCAGUGGUGGCUGUGGCCGCUAUGGAGAAGGAGAUCGCUGCUAACACUCAAGCACUUGGGAACAAUGCGCGUAGCGCCCCCUUUGAUAACACGCAAAACGUGGACAUGGCCGGUAAUGAGCCACAUGGGAAUAACUCCCUGGAAUCUGUAGGAAUUGUACCGUUGGCUAUUAAAUCGGAACCUGAGGACAUGGACAAUGGCGAGUGUCGACCGCUGAAGAAAGUAAAAAAUGAGAAGAUGGAGUCUCCGGUCUCUACGCCAGCCCAUCCUCCGCUUCAUCUUUUAGCCUCGGUGGGGAGCAAUGACAUUGCCUCUCCAUGUGAGCAGCUGAUGGUGCGCACACGUUCAGUGGCUGUCAACACAUCCGAUGUGGCGUUAAGCACGGAACCAGAAUGCUUAGGGCCCUGCGAACCCGGCACCAGUGUCAACCUAGAGGGCAUCGUCUGGCAGGAAACUGAAGACGGGAUGCUGGUGGUUAAUGUGACAUGGCGGAACAAGACGUAUGUCGGAACGUUGCUGGACUGUACUCGCCAUGACUGGGCUCCCCCUAGGUUCUGUGAAUCCCCUACAAGCGACAUGGAGAUGAAGCCUGGCCGCGGCCGAGGUAAGAGAAUGCGUCCCAACAGCAACACACCGGUCAAUGAGAACAGCAACUCGUCUGACAACAAGGGCAGCAACAGUAGCAAGACCAGAGCCAGCUCCAACAGCAAAGGUCGGCGUGGGAGUCAGAACUCGUCCGAGCGAAGGACUCCACCUAACAGCAACACGGAAGACAUAAAAGCCAGCCCUUCCUCAGCCGGCAAGCGAAAGAACAAACCUGCUUCUGACAUGGAGCCCAAUUCCAGCUCUGAGGACACUAAAGGAAACAAGCGCAUGAGAACUAACUCUAACAGCGUCGUAACUCCAGGACUUUCUAUACCUACUAUAAAGACAGAGUGUCUUCCUCCUCCUCUAGACCGCAACUGCCCCUCACCAGUACUUAUUGACUGCCCAUACCCUAACUGCAACAAGAAGUACAAGCAUAUCAAUGGCCUGAAGUAUCAUCAGGCUCGUGCCCACAACGAUGAUGAUAUCAAGCUGGACAUGGACGGAGACAGCGAGUAUGGAGAGGAGUCCUCGCUCCACCCGGAUCCUGGGAGCUGUAACGGGGCCUCGGUCUCCCAGAAAGGAUCCCUUUCCCCUGCACGCUCAGUCACUCCGAAAGGUCGAGGAUUUGAUGCACGGAGCUCAUCUCCUUCCCCUGGUAAAUUUGGCUCCAAGUCUAAAAAGAAAAAUGGAGAAACGGAUGUAGAGGCUUGCAGCAUUCCCAUGGAUGGCUGUGAGGAUGGCCCUUCCCUUACUGAUGACGCCAGCAACGAUGGCAUGGAGGACAAGAAGGUAAAAAAGUCCAAUUGUGGCAGCAAGCCUGAUAAGCUGGCCCAGAAGAACAUGAAACCCUCCAGGCCAGUGGCAUCAGCCAUGCCUUCACAGCAGAUGUACUCCCUGCAGCCAACACCAUUCAGCUCUGGGAGUCCCAGUCAUCCUCCAGGAAUGAGUCAGAUGAUGCAAGGCAUUCCUAAAAGCCCCCAGAUAAAAGGCAUUCAGUCGAAGCCUGCCGUGCCUGGAGACACAUCUCCAAUGAGCCAGGGUGGGGGGAGUGUUAAGGACAAAAAGAAAAAAGACAAGAAAAAGAAGGAGGCUGGUAGAGAUGGAGACAGCCCCAAGCCUUCAGGUAAGGGAGGUAAAUCCGAAGGGGGGAAAAGCCCUUACUCAGAGUCAUCUGAUCCUGGAAACAGAAGCGAAGGCCAUUUAAAUGGCUCUUCAGACCUUCACCAGAGUCGUCUAGCCAGCAUUAAGGCUGAGGCAGAUAAGAUCUACAGCUUUACAGACAAUGCGCCCAGUCCAUCCAUUGGUGUGGCAAGCCGUAUAGACAGUACCGGGCAGCCCCACACUCCCCUCCAUGCUGUCACUCAGAAUGGGGCUGAUAACUCUUCAGUGAAGACAAACAGUCCUGCAUACUCUGAUAUCUCUGAUGCCGGAGAGGAUGGUGAGGGCAAGGUCGAAGGUGUCAAGAAAACAGAGGAUCAGGCAGUAAGGGAAGGGGCCAAAAAGGCACUCUUUCCCUCCCAGGCAACAAAUAAGGAGUCACCUUAUUACACUGGCUAUGACGACUACUACUCUCCAAACUACCCUCAUCAUAGCCCAGGUAGUGCUGCUGCGGCUCCCCUAAUGGAUGGUCAAGCUGUGAAAAUAAAGAAAGAGGAAGAGCCGGAGUUGAUUGAGAAAAAGCUGAAGCCGGAGGUUCAGGAGGAACGUAAACCAGAUGUUGCCCCAAGUCAACCUCACCAACAACAACAGCAGCAAGCCUCUGUCAUUCAGCAACGUUCCAACAUGUACAUGCAGCCUCUCUACUACAGCCAGUACUACGUUCCCCCAUACGGUUACUCAGACCAGGUCUAUCACAACCACCUUAUGAACACUAAUCCAGCCUACAGGCAGCAGUACGAGGAGAAGCAAAGACUGAUGGCAGAGCAGCACCGAUCAGUCAAGAGCGACACAGGCAUGAAGGAGCGAGAAGCCUCCAUAAAGGAGGACUGGAAACAAAAGGGUCCUGUUCCUCCUGGACUUACGAAAGCACCAAGUCUGUCAGACCUUGGGAAGUCACAGGCACCCAGCAAGCAAAGAGACCCCUCUUCUGAGCCAGCCAAGUCAGUCAUUAUCCCCAAAGGAGAAGAAGCUAAGCUCCAGCCCCAACAGGCUGAGGGCUUAAAGGUAAAGCUCAGUGAAGGUGGCCAUCAUGGCAAGGAGGACUCUAAAACAGGAAUGGAGUCUGCAAGGCCAGGCAUGGAGCAGUCCAUGUGGUACAGACAGUAUCCUGAAAGUCAGAGGCAGGCUGAAGAGGAGCGCGAGCGUGAUCGCGAGAGGAAGAACAAAGACGACAGGCCACGACCCAAGGAGUCCAGUUCCAAAGAGGAGAACAAGGACUGUGCUGAUCGUCCAUCCGCUCUUGCUUCUGAGGAUUACCGAGGAGCAGGGAAAGACCCUCGGGCGAACGCUCACAUGCCUUUCUCCUCCAGCCUGGCCCAGCAACAGCCCUACAUGCACUACAUGCACGGCUAUCCCUACGGGCAGGGCUAUGACCCUAACCACCCUGGAUAUAGAGGGAUGCCCUCGGUCAUGAUGCAGAACUUUCCAGGUUCCUAUCUACCAGCUAGUUACCCAUUCUCGCCCUAUGGCGGCAAGAUGGGCGGAAGCGAAGAAGGUGAAAAAUUGCGCGCCAGUCCCACAGUCAGCAGCAAGUCCUCCUCGGAGGCCAAAGCUCUGGACAUCCUGCACCAACACGCCAACCAGUACAAGAGCAAAUCUCCUACAGUCAGCGAGAAACCGCCACACGAGAGAGAGCGGGAGAGGGACAGAGAGAGGGAACGAGAUAGAGAAAUGGACCGACCUCGAUCGUCUCCUUCACAUCGCAUCAUGCCAUCCCAUCACCAUCUGGGUUAUCCGCUUGUAUCUGGCCAGUAUGACCUGCCCUAUGCCCCAGGCCUGUCGUCGUCAGCUAUUGUUGCCAGUCAGCAGGCUGCAGCCCCCUCCCUCUACCCACCAGCACGGAGGUGAGAAUGGGCACCGUGACUGACCUAAACCUCAUCUUUACAAAUGCACAUGUGACUGGAUCACAUGGGGAAGUAUAUGGAGUUCAUUUAGACAUCAGUUGAAUGGUGUUUCUAUAUUUUUGUUUGUUUUUUCUGCCGGAAUGCGUGGCAGACCGAUGUUUUCUUAGCAUUCGUACCUCGUAGCCCACUGAGGACUGUGUGACGGGUUCAAAGCCAUCCUGCAUCCACCUCAGCCUGCCGGCCUGCUCGAGUGAACGGAACUGAACCGAACUGAACUUUCUUUAAACUGAGGGAGGCUUGAGGUCCAUUGUGAGAAUGUCUGACUGGAUUGCGCUCCUGCACACAGAGUACGGUGGGAAGCAGAGGCUCAGACCGGUGGGUGAAAUGAGAAAGACUGAACAGUUUAUCACAUUGAAAUGGUUGAAGUUGUUUCCUGUUAUUUUAAGUGCAAACCCUUGCACCAUGUGACUCCUGUCUUGUUUUCUUUUGUUUUUGUAACAGUUUAUCAUCUUAAAUGUAACUGGUGGCAGUUCCUCACAUAGUUGUCUGCGCCACACGCCUCAAGACUGCUUUUAUUUUCAGGAGGGUCCGUUUUUACUACGCCCAAUUAUUAGGUUCACUUCAAUGCCAGAGUCUUUUAAUAUAUUUUCACUUUUAGUACAUAAAUGGAGGUUAAUUUCAAGUAUUUAUUGAAGUACCUGGCAGGUCUGUUGUUGCAUUUUGGUUUUCUAGAGUGAUGCCCAUUCUCUUUCAGUGCAUGCCCAGUGUAGAUUCGGAACUGAUGGAAUGUCACUCUUUCCUCGGAUGGACCAGACUUUUUGGUUAAAGCGUCAGUUCAGUGAUCAGUUCAGCACUUCAUUCUGCCUCAGACCUUCUCCCUGGCUUGAUUGCCCAUGUUUUAAAGUGACUAGUCGAUAAUGUGACGAGACAGCUGGGACAGUAUGUGAACUGUGUUCUGUCGUUCCUUCCGGCUGAGUGACACCAGAGAAAUUGUUUGCUCUGUGUUUGCUUGCAUGGGGCCCAUUCGCUUCCUUGAUUCGUAUUUUUGAAGUGACGUGCCGGUUCAAAUAAAGUGUUUUGGAGUUUUUAUACAUUUUUAUUUCCAAUAAUGGUUUUAACAGCCAGUGUGUGUCAUGUUGGUCAGCAUGGUGUACUAUAGCACUAAAAAUGUAACUGUGUCCUCUCAGGCAAAGCAAGCUUUGUUAUUUCACCUUUGUUUUGCUGUUGUAUUGCAGUUUUGCUCUGUACACACAAUACAGUGUAUGUAUAAGUGCAGAGGAUUUUUUUUAAGGAGACUGGGCAACCAUCCACUUUUCUGGUGUUUUAAAAUCAUUUUUUUGGUAGUUUUUUUGGGAAACGCGGGGCUUAUUACAUUAUCCCUUUACUCCUCUGUUCUGUACACACACUUUUUUGUAAGAAAAUUAAGCAAGGUCCACUUUGAAUUUUGGUUGCCAAUAAUAAUGCACAAAAUAUCAGUUUAUUGUAAGCUAUAUUUGAAACCGUAUACCACAAUAGGCCCACGUUAGGUUUUCUAAUAAAAGAAAUUCUUUGCAGUAUUCUCAUGGCCCAUGUCCUCAAUCUCAUAUGCAGAAUCAUUUAGCUGUGCUUUCAUCUGGUGCAAUGAAAAGCCCUCAGCAGUAACACACUGAGGUACAUGGACUGCAGAAGCAAAUGGGUUUCAUAUUGCCCCCCUUAAAGCUGUUAUAAUAGAUUUUCAAGCCCGUUUACUUCAGUUAAAGUGCUCACACUUCAUUCACUCACUUUCCGGGAACGAGGUUUGAUCUGAUGUUGGCAUCAUGUGUCUCCAUUGUACCCUAUAAACCCUCUUCAAUGGUGCUUAACUGACAUAAUGUCUGAGGUGGAAGCUGUGCACUACUGCAUGCUUUGCAUCAUUCUUCACACUGGAUUCCCAAUCGAACUUCAUCCCUGUGUCUGUCCCAGCAAGACAAAGUUUUACAAAGUAUCAGUCACUGGUACCUAAAGGAUGUUUACAUUUUUGUUCUGUAUGGUUGGGUUUGAAAUUUAUUCCUCAGUUCACUCACAUCCUUCAACACCCUCCUGGAUUGUCCUCUUCUAUGUAAAGUGUACAUUACCAUGUUUCUUUUUUUUUAUACAAUACUGCAACUUGCCUUUGUACAUUUAGGCAAAAAAAUAAAUCUUUUUAUGAGACAAUCA